Molecule: messenger RNA, 8435 nt
Organism: Stylophora pistillata
Lineage: Eukaryota; Metazoa; Cnidaria; Anthozoa; Scleractinia; Pocilloporidae
Product: rho GTPase-activating protein 21-B
Biological process (GO): signal transduction
Molecular function (GO): phospholipid binding; protein binding
Source: RefSeq, a predicted model, not a curated record
GCGAGAGGCCGCGAGAGAUAAGUCGAUGAAAUUAGAGGUUUUACUCCGUAAACUGGUGCUUGUUCUACUGAUUUCUAAUCACUAAGGGCUUCACAGGGCUGUAUUUCAGCUAUUCUCUUUGCUUUUGGUUUGCAUGAGAGGAAGUUUAUGUCGCACUAUGGAGCAUCCGUUUCGUGGAAUGUUGUUUUGAAGUAGCUUACUUCUUGCUUCGCUCACGGGAAGCCCGAAGGUUUUAACCUUUACUUCGAUAGUUGCGUCGGAUGUGUUUGCUGGAUGGUUCUGUGUCGACGCCCAUUGAUCAGUAGAAUAUCAAUUCACGAGUCUUCUAUUUUCCAGAUAAUAAUAAUUGGAAUUUACGUGCAUAAAGUGCGGUGUUCGCCUUUGUUGAAUUGGACAUAACGCUCGGCGGCCCAUAUGUGAGUCUAAUAUUAGAGUUCUUCUGGGCAGGUCAAUGCAGUUUUUACUCCUUCGUUGAUCUGUGAUUUGGUGAGGAGUUCAGCAUCAGUUAUGUUGUGAUUUUCUUACCUCAGAAGCGCUACAAGUUAUUUGUUAUUUGGAAUAUAAACGAUUAAUUACGAAUUAUCAACUGGAGUAAUUUAUUUCGACGUGCUCAAGAAUUGCGGCUUUCUUUUGCGUCCGGUACAAGUUCACUAGUUGCAUUGCUGACUGUACCUUGUCUGUACUGGCUCUUCAUCAUGGGUUAAAUUUAACCUUUGUUCACUGACAUAUGGCUUCUAUUAGAGGCAACGUUGAGGAAAGUGAACUGGCUUGGCAACAAAAGAAAGACAUUGGACAUAACCCAGGAUAUCUCCCGCCCUCAAAGCUGAUAAGUUUGCAUCGUCAAAGCAAUGGAUUUGGAUUCACAUUGCGACACUUUGUUGUUUACCCUCCAGAACUGAUUAGAAAAACAAGUGAGCCUGACCCAGGUGUGAAUGGCAUUGAUUACCAUGUUGAUGACGCUGAGAGGCAAAAGUCACAGCCCAUGGACACAGUCUUUGUGCGGCAAGUUGCACCCAGUGGCCCUGCUGACAGGGCUGGACUUUCCACAGGUGAUCAAAUUGUUUCUGUUAAUGGCCAUCCAGUAUUGGGAAAGUCGUAUUCACAAGUGAUUGAGCUCAUACUUUCAAGCCAAGAACUCUUGGAACUAGGCAUCAUACCAAAAGAAGAUUGUGUUCUUCAAAUGGUGACUCCCACACUGUCCUCUAUUCCACCAAGCAUAUCUGUUGGCUCCCAUGAAUUCACCAGUCAGUCACCACCUCCUGUCAAGCCCAAACCAGCAUACAGGAGACUUUCGAGCCAUGACAGCCCAACAAGAGUCAUGUCCACCAUGACCAUAAACCCAGCCAACUCAUUUUAUUUGAAAUUGUCAGACAAAGAUUCUCAGAGCUCUGCUGUCCACGAUAGAGGUAGUCCUUCUCCAAGUGUCACCCUUAGGCGUGGUUCUGUAGACAGGACUGCAAUGGAGAACAGGAGUUUUGUUAUCACCUCGGAGAGUGCUCCUUACAACAAUAAUUUGAAGUCUAGAAGUUCAAGUGCAUUGGAAAGUAGCUCUGUGAAAUCCCCACAUAUGGAUGGCUCUUAUUUUAUGGCUGCUACUGAUUCCACUGGAAGGCCACUUGCUCUUCGUUUUGACAAAGGCUCCAAAAUGGGAAACACUUUGACAGUCCUGGAAGAUUCCUGGACUAAAAGUCGGUCCCAUUCUCUUCCAGAGGGAGAAAUGCAAAAUCUUGAAGAUCAAAACAGGAGUCCUGGUGGGAUAUCUGAGCUAAAAAAAGUCAAUUCUGUAAAUGAUAAGUAUGCAUCAAAUAGCAAAGAGCGUGGUUCACUUAACAUACCUCCAUUCAUGCUGUCAGCACCUAGAACUGUGGCUUCAGACAGCACUUCAACAACCUACAUGAAUACAAGCCUUGACAUGGGCUCUCGUCAGCCAGUGGCAACAGAUCCAGGUUACAGAAAGAGUCACCCUUCCCAUGAGGAGACCACGUCAUAUUUAAUCAGAACUAUUGCCUCUCACAUGAACAAGAAUAGUCCAGGGGGGUUAAAAUCAUCCACAGUGGGGGCCACACUUCUUGAAAGUAAAGAAGGGCUGCCUCAUAGACAGAGUGGUGAUAGUGGGAGGUGGUCAUCACAAACAAACACGGAAAUGCAAAGAGACUCCCAAUCUCCUCAUCCAGCCAAAGUGCCACGGCAGAGUGAGGACCAUGUGAAACAAGCUGGGUAUUCAAGUCAGCUAUCUGUCUAUCGAAACAACCCCCCUCUUGAUGAAAUGACUGUCAUGCGAACAGUUGGACAUGCUGUAUCUGAACCAGAUCCAUCUGCAGCAAACAAACAAGGCAGUCCAAAGCCCAGGCGAGUGUCCUAUCUAAUGGCAACAUCCAAAGGUGCUUCCUCUUCUUCUCCAUCAGACCAGAAAAUUUGGUCCACUGCUCCCCAAAGCAAAGGAAAGUCACCCUUGGUUGAAGCAUUUUCUAAUAUGUUACCACCAGUUAUGGUGCAUGUUUCAUCUGGAAUGGAGCUCUGUGAGGAUGUCAAUGGGGAUGAAGGGAUGGACAUUCCAGCCAGUGAACAAGAGGAUGAGGUACAGUGCAAUUCAGAUGUAUUUUCAGGCACUGGUGAUGAAAAGUCUUCAAAUGAAGGUACAGCCCAAAGAACAAAUAGACGUAUCUCUUACGUCAUGGCAACGUCAUCUCCAACAUCAAAACAUGAAGCAUCACUAGAAGCUACAAAGGAAGAAGAGGAAACCAAAGAGAGAAAUGAUCAAGUUCCAGGAAUAUUGGAGGUGUACAAGGAAGGCCUUCUCUCUAGAAAACUAGCAGUGGUGGAUGGAGGCAAGCGUUCAAGUGCACGGUCUUGGAAACCUGUGUAUGCUGUUCUUAGAGGCCAUGUUCUCUAUUUGCAUAAAGACAAAAACUCUGCUCAUCAGGAGGAGAGUUCUGAUGAACAGCCCAUCAGUAUCAAGUCAAGCAUUGUAGAUAUUGCCCAUGACUACACUAAAAGAAAGAAUGUUUUUAGAUUGACUACAUUCAAUGGAUCAGAGUUCUUAUUUCAGAGCGAAGAUCCUGAGUCGAUGAUGUCUUGGAUUGAAGCCAUUCAGGCCAAUAACAACCCGGAUGAAGAUGAAAAUGGUGUGAGUAGUCAAAGUCUGAUCAUCAGGAGAAUGAAAACGGUGGAACAAGAGACUUCUGGUACAACAGCUGCUUCGUCUGGUCACAAGAUGUCACCUCCAGUAAACACCAAAAUACACAGCCUUGGAAUAUCAAACAUCAAGAAGAGCCUGUCAUUCAGGAAUAUCACCGCUGGACCGAAAGGUGAAGGUGGAAAAAACCAUGGAAACAAAUUCACCAAGAAGCGGAAGAAACCUCAACACCCAAAUAGUUACCCGUCAGGGCACUCAGUUGGCGUACCAUUAGAGCUGUGUCCAUCAUCCAAGUCUAACAAGUUUGUGCCUUUGAUCGUGGAACACUGUUGUGAGGUAGUAGAGAAGAAGGGACUGGAGACCGUUGGUGUCUACAGAGUUCCUGGAAAUUCCGCUGCUGUCACUGCUUUACAAGAAGAGCUCAACAACAGAGGGAUUGAAAAUAUUUGUUUGGAAGAAGAGAAGUGGAAUGAUGUUAAUAAUAUCACAAGCCUUAUGAAACUAUUCUUGCGGAAGUUGCCGGAGGGUCUUGUUACUGCAGAUUUGUACGAUGGAUUUAUUGAAGCCAAUAAGAAGGAAGACGCCACAGAAAGGAUGUGGGCGAUAAGAUCCAUGGUGCAAGAGUUGCCUGAUUAUAACUUUGAAACACUCAAAUCACUUGUGAAUCAUUUGAAGCUGGUGUCAGAUAACUGUGACAAGAACAAGAUGGAAGUACGUAACCUGGCCAUUGUGUUUGGCCCAACCAUCAUAAGGACUGGGGACGACUCCAUGAUGGCCAUGGUGAAAGACAUGUCGGACCAGUGUCGCAUAGUUGAAACACUUAUAUCCGAGUGCGAUUGGUUUUUUGAGGAGUCUGAAGGUGACGAAUGUCCAGUGAAGGCCCUCCCACCAGGCCAAGAAACCCUUCAAGAACAUAUCCUGUCUCAAAAUGUAUUGAGUUCUUUAGGACAAGUUGCUGUAAAUUUCGGAGAUGAUGGGUCAUAUAAACCGAAGUCCAGCGGAAUAUCUCUUCAUAUCCCAAAGUUCCGAAGUGGUAAAAGUUCAAAGUCCGACUCGGGUCAGGGCAGCUCCUCUGAUGGACCGCUGUCCGAUUCUCAGGGAUCCGAGGGUUCGCCUCCUCUUGAGAGAUCUCCAGUGGUGAGAGUUCUGUCAGGUGACGGGUCGAGAUCUAACUCUCCUACCAUGGAACGAUCAACAAGAUUCAGCGGCAAGAGGAGCACAGAGAGCGCCCCAGGCUCUCUCCAGUUGGUGUUAGAACCCCCAGACGCAGAGUUUAGAGCUAAAGGACCAGGUUCCCUCAAGGCUUAUUCAUACGCAAUGCCACCCCCUCCGUCAUAUCGACGUGUUAGCUCCCAGAAAAGAUCGAGCAGUCCUGGGUCACCUGAGCAGCCGCUUGCACCUUUUGAUGUCACUUUUGCCAUGGUGCAGGAUACAGAGACGAAGAAGUCACCUGACGAACCACCCAGUGACCAGGACAACACUCCCAAGCCGAGCUUCUCUUCCUUCAGUGAAGAGACGCGCCGGAGGCUGCUGAGGCUUAACCUUCAAAAGAAAGCCGCGGAGAAGAGGCGACAGAGUGAAGACAGGGGAGUGACAUCCCCGACGUCACCGCAUAGUGAAAGGAGCGUGGAUGUACCGCGUGAGCGGAAGAUGUCGGAUCAGGGCGUGUUUGAGAGUACUGAUCAGCCGAGUAGUAGCAGCACUAGCCGCAGUAGCAGUACGCACAGCAGCAAGAACCCGUCGCUAGAUUCGCUUCAUGUUACGGUUCAACCUUACCAGGAUAAAAUGGCUGGUGUAACUGUUCACAGCGAAGCAGCGCGUAUAAACAAUAGCGUGAAGGCAAUGCCUUUUCCAAACGAGGUGGUCCAUCACGAGCCAUCGCCAAGAUCCGACGAAACCGUGGUGGCUGUUGUGAAAGGGAGAGGAGUAGUGUCUGGGACACUGAGGCAGUUGGAAACGUCUAGGAGGCCAGCUAGUCUGGAUCUCAAGACAAAACGAGACAGCUCGGAAGAGCACCGCCUGGCCAGAAGAUCCUUGGGUUCUGAAGAGAGCAGUGAUACCUCCAGCGACGAAGGAAACGAAUGCGCCAUCAGUAUGUCCAGGACAUUUGACGAAAAGCUACGGAUUUUACUGGAUUUGGAGAACACAUAUGGAAAUAAGGAAAGCAGAGUUGAGUCACAAAACGAUGGGGAUAGAUCUUCUGUGAGAGGCGAACCUCUAAAGAGACCAAUCCCGAGUGGCGUAGAUAUGGCACAACGGCGAUCAUCCGUUGAACCAGGCAGAAUCUACAAAAUUGUUGGAGUGAGCCCCUCAACUGAUUCUCAAGGAGAAAUGUCCAGCGCAUCAAAUUCUGAAACAACAACAACUCCAAGGAAGGCAGAAAAUCCAGUAAGAGAGCGGAAAUCAAACAGUGUAAUAGAAAUAAACACUAGUAAAUAUUUUACGGUCCCUUCAUCUGACGAUCGGCCGAAGUCGCAGCCUUCCUCCCCACCGAGGAGGGUCAGCGUUGAAAGCACACCCGAGGUUUCUUCCAGAAAGGUGGGUACGUUACGGCAGAGAUUUGAGAGCACCUCAAGUAGACUGUCUGACAACACGACACCUCGGAGUAGUAGCCAAAAUAGGGGGAGAGAUUUCCCAUCUUCCUUUGCUGCUCGGAGAAAAAUCGGAUCCGUUCAUACAACGACUCCGGUUUCGUUGAAAGAGUUUAACGUCAAACCAAGUGUUACGAAGACUCCAGGGGGUCAGCCUGUUCAAGUGGCAGGGAGCUCGCGGGGCAUGAAACGAGAAACAGCACAGAGACCACCAGAGAGCCGAACGGUGAGCUCAAGGAAUAUUCGGCUUGAGUCCAGCCCAGCAAAACACUUAUCCACAUCACCAGCUAGAUUCAGCUCUGGAAGAACUGAUAGAGGCCUCGACUGGAAUGUGCCACGGUCAAGAAUGAAUGUUUCUUUAGUCAACGACAGGUCAAAAGGGCAGCCAGUCGUAACUAAAACACAGGCAGCGCCCAGAGUAGUGAGUAGAGAGUAUGGAACCAAAUCUAAACUCUUAUCUCACAAAGACUCUGCUAAAGAGCUACUGCCUUCUAAAGCUAGGAUACCGUCAAGGGACGCAAGAGGCUCUCAGACCCAGCGUAAGCUGGAGAAGGACGCACAACACAUCGCUGAGUUACUGGAGGAGAUGCACAGCGAGCGACAUUUGCACUUGUCUCGUCAGCAGUCAGACAUUUCAGGACAGGCGCAGAAAGCCGCUGCCCAGCGUGCUGCUUUCCGCAGCCGCAGGCGUUCAUUGGGAGAUGAUAACAACCCCAGUCUUGUACAACAGAGGCCGACCUCACCUGGGCAAGAAAAGGAAAGUUUGCCUGUUUAUAAAGGAAGGGAAGUAAGCCAAGGAAACUACCGCGCAUGGCCUCGCGAAGUUGACUCAAGACCAGAUAGCCCGCAGCGUGGAAGCCGUGGUGUUUAUACCGUCACGAGCUGACGUCUGCAUCGUUACAUAACAUAUUAGUGAUGGAAAUAGUUCAGCUGACCCAAAUUGCUGGCUUGUACGACCUCGAGCCACUUUGAUUCCAACCUUUUACCCCUUUGGCUUUUUGAUCCUUUCUUUAACUGUUUUUAACUAAAAUAUUUCAUUGUUCUUUUUUUUCUUUUUUUCAUAAGCACGUAGAAAAAAAUAUUUAUAUAUAAAUAUGUAUCUUUGUAUUUUUAAGAAAUCUUAAUCAUUGUCACGCAAUAUCUCUGUAUUAUUGUAAUCAAAUUAUUUUAGCAAAUAGAAAGAAUGCUGCUUUUUAAACCCCUUUUUGAUCUUUUGAAGCUGUUGUAAGCUUCAGUGAGCAGCGGAAAAUGCUUGGAGACCUGUAAAAAUUGAUUUCUACUUUCCAUUUGUCAUGUUAUAACAAAAACAAAAAGAAUGCAUUGCGAGAUUGAAGGCAUAUUUUAACUUCUAGGGCCAUGUUCCCUUCUAGGAAUAGUGAAAGUAAGUUAUUGGUAAUAUAUAUUUCCUUCAGUAUCAAGGGAAAAGUACUCUGAUUGUAAACAGAGGGUCAAAUUUUAAUGGUUUUGUUGUACAGAAAAAAAUUUGCAGCUAGGUCAGUGGUGACGCUUUGGUUGCGCAUUUUGUUAUCUUGUUGAUGGUACGACGUCACUCGCUGUGCUUAUAAGUCUGCUCACAGACCUUUAUGUUAUAAAACUUUUGUUUUUUUCGUGGAAAAAUUUUUAAUUAUUACUUCAUCUUCCAUUUCUUCAUAUGUAAGAUAAAGUUAUUUUUUCGACGAAGUGCUAUUCUGAAAAAUUGAGUCGCCCAACGUUUUUUAUAAAAAAUUAAUUCAUUUAAUAAAAGUUUACAAGACUGCAAAUUAUUAAAAGUAAGAGCCUCAUUCUUUGUUAACCCUUUUUUACUCCCAUGAGUGACCAAGACAGAAUUUCACCUCACAAUAUCAAUUCAAUAUCAAACAGACAAGUAAUGAGAAUCAAGAAAAUUAUCAACUGAAUGUAGUUGAUCUAGUACUAAAUUCUCCAAACCUACAUCAUAAAAAUUGUGUGAUAGACAGUAAGGAGAAUUUCUAAUCAGAUCAUGGGAGUGAAUGGGUUACGACUUAAAAGAUUUCUAUUUUUAAAUCAUUUUUAUAUCUUACCUGUGCGAAAAAAGGCUUCUAUAAAUUUCAAUGUUCCACUUGCAAGCGCGUAGCCUUGUAAGGUUUGUAUAGUUUGUUAUCAAGGGUGUAUUCUUAUAUCAAUAUAUAGAAGUAUUUCUGCCUUAGUGUGAAAAGUUAUGUGGACAAUUGAGGCUGCGCGAUAAUUGUGGUAAUUAAUGUUAAUUUUCGUUUCGGAUAACUGAAUGGAGUAAGUAUCGACAUGGUAUCGAGGAAGUCGUGAUGACAAGUCAAUUUUUUCGUUCAAAUGUGUCCUACAGCUUUACCAACAAACCGUGAGUGGUACUGCUAAAAUUUGUUGUAGAAAAUUUUUUGCACCUCUGUUCCUGAACUUUUUAACUUUUUUAAACUGUUUUGUUCACAUUUGUUUGAGGAAUUUAUGGUUAGGAGGCAUCUAAAUCCUCGAAGCCUCCAAGUGGAGUAUUUUUCAAAUCCGCACACCAUCACUCGUGGAAUGUAACAGAAUCGUCUUUCAAUAAUCACUACUAGGCUUCAAAUUGUCGUGGAAAUGGACUUGUCUUCACGAUUUACUUUAGUAUUUUCCCUAUCCUAAAUGCAAUUGUAGAUUGCGGGCGAAUUGAAUGACUGUUUAAUACUGUAAGUUAUUUACAGCGAAUUGAUUAAAAAUCAAAUGUAUUGUGAGUAUAUUAA